Molecule: messenger RNA, 973 nt
Organism: Nicotiana attenuata
Lineage: Eukaryota; Viridiplantae; Streptophyta; Magnoliopsida; Solanales; Solanaceae
Product: chaperone protein dnaJ 8, chloroplastic
Exons: 3
Coding region: 258-740 (160 amino acids)
Source: RefSeq, a predicted model, not a curated record
GUCUCCAUUUCAUAUUCGCCCUUUUCUCAAGUUUUUGACAUUUUUAACGAGCAUUUAUUCGAUAUUAAAUAGUCGCAUUCGCAUUUUGGUUCGCUGUAUUUUAGCCCUCUUUUGAAUUUAUUGCAGUUAAUUGAUUGACAUUAGAUAUUUCUGUAAUCUAUUUAAAGAUUGCUAGUUCCUAUUGUGGGCAUAUAUAUUAUUAAAAGUUAAAUCUUUGGUUGGGUAUAGCUCUUUAUUUUUGUUCACUCAAAUCUUCAAUGGCUACUGCUAUGGGAAUGUUGGGAGGUAUUGGGGGUUGUGGUGCCGCUUCUGCAUCUUUAUUUCGUUUGAGGAACAUAUCAAAGAAGAAGACCAAAAAUAACAAAAAUGGAUUUAGGGUUUCUUGUGUAUCCUCUACCGUUGCUGAUCCAUACAAGACGUUGAGGAUUCAACCUGGUGCCUCUGAAUCUGAGGUCAGAAAGGCCUUUAGAAAGCUUGCUCUUCAGUAUCACCCGGAUGUAUGCAGAGGAAACAAUUGUGGCGUUCAAUUUCACCAAAUCAAUGAAGCAUACGAUGUUGUGAUGAGUAACUUAAGGGGUGAAACAAGAGCAGAGAUGGAGAUAUAUGAGGAAUACGAUGACAGUAAUGAUGAAUCAAUGAGAGGAAUGAAUGAACCAGAUUGGGACAUGUGGGAAGAGUGGAUGGGAUGGGAAGGUGCUGGCAUUCGUGACUAUACUUCCCACAUUAAUCCUUACAUCUGAUCUUAAUGACUUUGGAUUUGGAAAUCAUCUAUUAGUCGAAAAUCCAAAAUUCAAAAACCCACCCAUCUUUGAUGAAAUCAAGAAUGGUUUGAGGUUUCUGUACAUAAUUCAAGAAUAGGUGGGGAGAGUUCUUAUGUACAUAGUUGGGAUUCUCUCCUUAUUUGUUCUUAUUAACUGUGAUGAUGUGAUAUGCAUCUCGUUCAUAAAUAAAGAUGUUUUUUUAAUUACUGGCA